UCUUACCAGUCUUCGUCUCAUCUCCAACUCGCCUUCUCCAUUCAUUCUCCACCAUUGAAACUUAUCUCACCUCACCGCCCCCAAAAAAAUCUGCAGCGUUGAUGAUCACGAUUGGAACAUCCUAUAAGAUGCCUGUAUCUCUACCCUUUAUUUGAUUCACUUCCCCAUACCCUCGGAAACAUGAUGCUAAGGAGCUCUUCUACGCCCAUUCUUGGAUCCCUGCUUUCUUCCCAUGGAGACAGCGGCGGCGCCCAACUUCACCACCACCACCAAUUACCAGAAAGCAUAACCCCAAACCAAACACCAUCUUCUGCUCAUCACAAGAAAUUGAUCUCUGUAAACCAUGCCCAUAUCGGAUUCCAGAGCUUCACUAAACUUUCUUUCAAUUCUUCUCCGAAUAUUUCUCCCGCAGUUAGCCUGCCGUUUUCCGGUAACGGGUUUCGGAGAGCUCAGUCGGAGGGGAAUCUGGAAGGUUUAACAGCCGAUGCUUUGUGCAACAACGCCGAUGAAUUCAGCCUAGCAGUUCCGCUGCGGAAAUUUGCGCGCAAGCCUCGCGCGUCGUUCUUGGAAGCCAUUCCGUCUUUCUCGCUGAGGAGUCACGGGGAAGACGAGGAGGAGAGUGAUGAGUAUGAAGAAGCGGAUGAGGAAUGGGAGGCGUUUGGUAGCGCUAACUCCGGCUUGAGUGAGGAAUUGAAAUCGUGUCUCAGCAAAUUCCCAGCUUUGGAAGUCGCCGGCGUUGGAUUUGGUAGCGGCGGGUAUCCUGUCGGAGGAAGCCACGGCGGAAGGGGUGGGGUUGACGGCGGUGACAGCCAUGGGAUUAGUACAGAAGAGCAUUACAGGAAAAUGGUGGAGGAGAAUCCGAGCAAUCCUCUGCUGUUAAGGAAUUACGCUCAGUUCUUAUACCAAACGAAGAAGGAUGCUAAGAAAGCAGAGGAAUAUUACUCCAGGGCGAUUCUAGCGGACCCGGGUGAUGGAGAAGUUCUGUCACAGUACGCAAAGCUUAUCUGGGAGGUCCACCGCGAUGCAGAAAACGCGACGAGCUAUUUUGAACGGGCGGUUCAGGCCGCUGCAGGAGACAGUCAUGUUGAAGCUGCAUACGCUAAUUUUCUGUGGGAGGUGGAAGACAACGAGGAAGAAGAAGAUGAUGAUGGUGUUCAUAUGCCGACAAUCACCCAUCAACGACCAAUGGCUUCUGCAUCUGCUUGCUAGAAGGCAAGGGAGGGACUUCAAUUCAUAAUUAAGUUGUGAAAUCUCCUUUUUUUUUCAAUAGAGGGUAUCUUAUUAGCUAGCUCCUAGGCCCUAGCUGCAUUUUACUAUUCUAUACUAUUAGCAGCAAAACUCAUUGCCGUUUAUAAGAUGUUCAUAUAACACUAGUCUUUGGUAUACCCCUCGUGCCAUAAUGUCUUUGAAACAAA
Molecule: messenger RNA, 1415 nt
Organism: Ipomoea triloba (trilobed morning glory)
Lineage: Eukaryota; Viridiplantae; Streptophyta; Magnoliopsida; Solanales; Convolvulaceae
Exons: 3
Coding region: 181-1209 (342 amino acids)
Molecular function (GO): protein binding
Source: RefSeq, a predicted model, not a curated record